This is a messenger RNA of Pseudophryne corroboree (corroboree frog), 1024 nucleotides long. RefSeq names its product melanocortin 2 receptor (gene MC2R). Gene Ontology annotation, molecular function: corticotropin receptor activity. Gene Ontology annotation, biological process: adenylate cyclase-activating G protein-coupled receptor signaling pathway; regulation of metabolic process. The record is from RefSeq and is a predicted model, not a curated record. Lineage: Eukaryota; Metazoa; Chordata; Amphibia; Anura; Myobatrachidae. The transcript has a single exon. Gene Ontology annotation, cellular component: plasma membrane; cytoplasm. The coding region runs from base 94 to 999 and encodes 301 amino acids.
AAAUCACUGUUUUAUGAAAAAUACAUUCAUGUAAUACAAGACUAUUGGAAGCUAACAAAUUAAGACAAUACGAAGAUAGAGACAUCCACAGAAAUGAUGAAACAAAGUGUUAAUUACUCCAAUAUAACAUCUGUGUCUUCAAAUCUUACAACGUGCUUAACUAUCAAUAUCCCAGAAGAAAUAUUCUUUGCUAUUUCAGCUGUCGGCAUUUUGGAGAAUGUUUUCGUCCUUUCUGCAGUGAUCAAGAACAAGAAGCUGCAUUUGCCUAUGUACUAUUUUAUUUGCAGCUUAGCAGUUUCUGAUAUCCUUGCAAGUGUGUACAAAAUUCUAGAGAACAUCAUGAUGAUUUUGAUCCGACUUGGUCAUCUUCAAAAACAGGGUCUAUAUGAGAAAAAGAUAGACGAUGUUAUGGAUUGGUUCUUUGUAUUGUCUCUACUUGGAUCGAUAUUUAGCCUGUCUGCUAUCGCCGCGGAUAGGUACAUUACCAUCUUCUAUGCCCUGCGUUAUCAUAACAUCAUGACCCUCAGAAGAGCUUGGAUUAUUUUGGCUGCAAUCUGGAUAUGUUGCGGUGGUUGUGGAAUAGGUAUCGUUAUCUGUUUUCAUGAUACCAUAACAAUUUUGUGUUUUACUGUUAUGUUUCUUUUGUUAUUAGUGUUUAUAGUUUGCCUUUACAUCCAUAUGUUCCUUCUGGCUCAAUCACAUGCCAAAAAAAUAGCUUCACUCUCUGGUCAAUGGAAUUCUGUGCAGCAAAGGACAAAUAUGAAAGGAGCUAUUACACUGACCAUUUUAUUGGGUGUUUUUAUAUGCUGCUGGUCUCCAUUUAUUCUUCAUCUACUUUUAUAUUCAUUCUGUCCACAGAAUCCUUAUUGUUCUUGUUAUAUGUCAACUUUUUACAUAAAUUGCACACUUAUUUUGUGCAAUUCAGUCAUUGACCCAUUAAUUUAUGCAUUGCGGAGCCCGGAAUUGCGCAGUACCUUUAAAAAAAUGCUUUGUUGCUAGUGCUUAAUAAUGAACAAUAAUAAAC